AGCGUCUUUCGGAGCAGGAAAAUGGAAUAAGAGAAAGAAAAAUGUCUGUAUUUCCAUCACAAGAAAGUAGGCCUCUAAAGAAGCCCAGACUAGGGCCUCCUGAUGUCUAUCCUCAGGAUUCAAAGCAAAAAGAGGAUGAGCUAACUGCAAUAAGUGUGAAACUUGGAUUCAGCAACAAUCCCCCAAGUGGAUGGGAUGAGUAUGGCUCAGCAAGAAGAGAAAACAUCAACCAAGAAAAGUUUGGCAAAGAUUUUAUAUCUGUGCUCAACAGAAAGACUGAAUAUAACACCUUCCAAGACACUACAAAGAAAAAGCAAAUGCCCACAAAAGAUAUAUUUUGGCCGGCGGCAAAAAAUCAAAGUGCCAUGCGAGCCUGGUUCAAAGAUCUUUCUGGAAACAAACCACUGUCACAUCUAGGAAGGAAGGUGCCCACAUUUAACAAGAAGGAGGAAGUGUUCAGUACUCUGUGUGAGUUUGUGGUGCCCAUGACGAAGGCUGUCUGGUUUAUCAAGAUGACUGCAGCGUACAAUGUGGCCGUUCAGGAGAAGAUGAAACAGCGCAGACAAAUGGUGGACCAGUCCAUGGAAUGGUGUCAGGCCAUCACUAAAUACCUGAGGGACCAGAUUCAAAAAAUCCAGGAGCCACACAGUGGCCCCGGUUCCACUGCUGGAUUCCUCACUGUAUCACAGCCUGAUCCUAACCAGGCCCUGAGGCAAUGGCAGUACACCUGUAAAUUAGCCAGGCAUAUGUAUGAUGAGGGACUGGUGGACAGACAUGAAUUUUUGAGUUGGCUAAUCGAUUUAGUGGAGAAAAUGAAACAGAAUGAAGAUACUGUUUUCAAACUUCUGAUGGCACAAAUUCUGCUGUACAUGGAGGAGAUAACGCUAUCAGUGAUAUUAUCCAGAAGACUGGCCCAUUUCUCGGCCAAGAAGAUAGCCCAGCUGUGUAGCGAGUCCGACUGCAUGCCCCCUCGCACCGACUCACCCAUGCUGACCACUGGCUCUACUGGUAUGCCGAAUAACCAGAUCAUGACCCAGAAUCCCCUAGCUACUGUGUUUGCUCAGCAUAACAACUGUCCCCAGCAUCGGGGGAUUGUGCUCAGUGUGUGUGCCACCCUCCAGAUCAUCACCCUGCUGUGCCCCUCCGCCCUGGUCUGGAAUAGCCUGGGGGAUGGGAAGAACUCCUCCUUCCUCUGUGGCUCACCACUGGAUAUUCUUCCCUGUGCCCCAUCCAGUUUACCAAUGCCUCAGGGUCCUCAGAACAUGCAGAUCAGAACACAGAUUCGUUCAUCAGAGAACCAUGUUAGACAAAGGGGUAGAGCAGCAGAGCUCCGAUGGUCCUCCGACAAAUGCCAACAGUCCACUAAAGGGAACACCAUAACUCGAGUGUUGGAGGUGUUGGACACGCUGGACAGGCAUAAUUUUGACAAAGAGGACACUCUAAAUUCCCUGGAAACUUUGUAUCACAAGAUCUUCACAGCCAAUCAGACCAAAGACAACUCAGAGGAGGAUGAAGUAUUACCAAAACCCUUCAUCAGUGAUGAACCAAUCAUACACCUUCUUAUUGACUGGGCAGUCAGCAUCAGAAGAAGUGGGAUAUACAGGGCAGUAGUUGUGGCCAAACUAUUGGAGAAAAGACAGGUGGAUAUCAGGACUGAGAAAUUCAGCGAGAACCAAUCAAUGGAUGAUAGGGAGUCGGUAGGCUCCGAUUCGCUUGUUCCGUCAGGAACACCGUACUUUCAGGCUAUUUUGAUGGCUUAUCUGGAUGAUCAAGCUCCUUCUCUGGAUGACAACCCCAAUGACAAUGAUCGCCAAGGGUUCGCCAAUCUCAUUCAGCUGUUUAGUGAAUUGAUCCGCCAUGAUGUGUUUUCCCAUGAUGCUUACAUGUGUUUCCUGAUUUCCCGUGGUGACCUACUGUCGUCACCUUCCGUGAUGACAGUGACCACCGACUGCAUCGACCUCUCCAGUAUCAAGAGUCAGGUUGAAAGUGUUAAACAUGAGCCUCAGGAUGACUUUAAGGUAGAUAUCAUGGAUAUGCAUACUGUAGAGUUGAGUGAUUUUGGAAGUUUGUUUGGGACUGGAAAAGAUGAACAGAGAACCAGUCCAGAAGAACCAGCUUCUGUGAAAUCAGUGAUGUCAGAAAAAGAGCCCCACCAUGCCAUCCCCACUCUUCCUAACUCAGACCAGCAACAGAAGGGACCCUCUCGACACAUGCUGUACGCCCAACAUUUCCCGAUUCCCGACGAUGAUUCGAUCCACGAGUGUAAUCAACGUAUUGCGGUUCUGUAUGGUGUAGGCAAAGCCAGGGAUGAUGCAAAACACGUCGUGAAGAAGAUCAGUAAGGAGGUCCUUAAGAUGUUUAGCAAGAAAAACUGUGUGGAUAUAAGCAGUGGAGAACUGGGUCGCGUGAAGAAACGCAAAGAAAAGGAGGCCAUUGAUUCCAUGUCCAACGUCAGUACAAACUUUGAGAAUGUCUUUGAGGGAAUUUUUAACAAAUUCCAGAAGUUGUCGUAUCACGACCAACAUGCUGUCACAGCACAGUGUAAGAAUCUCGUGUUGGAGGAGAUACGGAAUUUUACAGCAUGCAGUUCCUUUUACCUCCCCCUUGUAGAAAAUGUGUCCUAUUUGUUUGACUUGAUGGAAUACUCCCUCAACAUCCAUGGUCUGCUGGACUUCUCUGUACAGUUGCUGAAGGAGCUGAGUAACGUAGAGGAGACGCUGAUCGAACAGAAGUCCAGUCUAGUGGGUAACUACACUACGUCCCUGUGUCUGUGUAUUGUGGGCGUGUUUAGAAAGUACCAUGCCUACCUUCUAGUGUCACGAGACCUUACUAUUACGGCCUUUGAGUGGCUGAUCAGUGUGGUCAGGAAGAUUUACAAUCCAUCAGACUGUUCCUCCUCGGAGCGGUGUAUCCUGGCCUACCUAUACGAUGCCUACAGCUCCUGCAGUUACCUAAGGGAGAAGUUUUGUGACAUGUUCAGCAACCCCUACAGGAAAAUGAAGAUGACUCUGUAUGCCACAAUCACACCUUCAGCAUCCAAUAAACUCUGGGAUCCAGGCUUCAUGGUCAACUUCAUGAACCAGACCAACAUCAAGAUUCCGCUGGAUGACAUGGUGAUAAAUGACCUGAGAGAGAACCCAGCCCACCGAUACAGCUUUGUCUGUAACGCCAUGCUGUACAUCUGUAACACUCAGGAAACCGACAGACUGAACGAGAUCUCCAUUUUAUGUGCGGAGUUGACGGCACGGUGUAAUGCGUUGAGUCCAGAGUGGCUGGGUGUGUUACAGGCUCUCUGUUUUUCAUGUGCCAACAGCUGUGGUUUUAUUGACAUCCUCACGCAGAUUGACGUGAGUGAUAUGUCAAUCCAUGACUCUCUUGCUGUGUUCACUGCCAUCCUAAUUGCUCGCCAUUGUUUCUCAUUACAAGAUCUUGUUGUUCAUGUUGUAUUACCAUCCUUACUGUCUGCUAGACCAACAGCAUCUGGUGACCAGGAUGCUGAGAAUGGAGCUAGACUGACUUGUCACAUCCUGCUGCGGUUAUUUAAGACAUCGGAUAUGACCUUGACCUCACCUGGUCCCAGACUGGGCAGUAAGUCCCAAUCUCAGUGUAACAUAAAGAGGUCCUGUGACAAGCACCUGUUGGCAGCCGCCCAUGACAGUAUCACAGUAGGCCCUGUACUGGCAGUCCUCAAGGCUAUGCUGGUCCUGAGUGACCUCUGCAGUGAUGAGAUGAGAUGUAAGUCGGGGUCCAGCAGUAAGAAGGAGGACAAAGAUGAUAUAUUCCGUACACUGCUCAGUAGUAUUGAUGAUGAGGAGGACAUGCACAUGGCAAUGGGACCCUCUAAGAGGAAGCAUGGUAUGGAGAGUGCUGGUCUGAGUGACUUUGCCCGUCACGCCCUGAAGGAAAUGUGUAAACAGGAAUGGGUACAGGAAAAAUUUCUCAAGGACCCAGAGGGCGUACAGAGCUCUGAUCUCUUACUGGACAACAUGCUGUCCAACAAGCAGGCUCAGCAGCUGCUCCAAAUGAUCUGUUACCCCAACGGGGUUCCUAACCAAGUGGAUGGGAGUGAACCAGAUGUGAAACAGAUCAUUCAACGUGUUUUACAGACUCUAGACAUGUGGGGGCUACGUGUGUCAUUGCUCGAGUUACAGCUCCUCUUCAAACAGGCCACCACACAAGCAGACACCAAUAUACUGCUGGACAGCAUUGCUAGAGGAACGAUUGAUCUGUUCCAUCGACAGACCGAGUCAAACCGACACACUGAUAUAGACUCAAAUCAACAAAAACCUGAUCCUGAUGCAAUUUGGCUGGUGGGCCCCCUGAUCGCGAAGCUCCCAAGUCAGGUCCAGGGACGAGUAUUGAAGCUGUCUGGGCAUGUGCUGGAGAGUGGAAACAACUUCCAAUCGAAAGGUCGCGACAAGGAGAGGAGUCAAAGAAGCAAGUCCCUCCUUAGUCACCAACCAUUCCUGUGUCUGAUUCUAACCUGUCUGAAGGGCCAGGAUGAGCAGAGAGAGGUCCUGUUAAACUCACUACUGUCUCAGCUGGAUCGGUUCAUCAAUAACUGUAAAGAAGCUCUGGAUAAAACACCAGAUGAAUUCAAAGUUCGAGCAAACAUUCACGAAGCCCUGUUGCUGAAAUUGUCUCUGGUUGGUGGGAUGUUUGACACGAUACAGAGGAGCAUGACCAACACCACAGACUGGGCUCAACUUCUCCUGCAGCUGGUCACUAGUGGCAUCGUGGACAUUCAGUCUAAUAGUGAGUUGUUCACAGUGCUACUGGACAUGUUGUCAGUUCUGAUACAUGGGACACUGAUAACAGAGGGGUCUGAUAAAGGAGAAGAUAUUAACAAAAUGUAUACCAACCUCAUUAAGAAACUACGGAAAGAACUGGGCGACAAGCAGUCCGACUCUAUAGAUAAGAUACGCCAGUUACUUCCCAUACCAAAGCGGUUCUUCGAAGUGAUCAGCUGUGAAGCCCACGGUACACAGAUGGACAGCAAAGGCAACAAAUACGAUGGAUUCGGCAAAAAAGAGGGUUUCCAAGUAGCAAAGAAGGAGAAGAUUAGCCCCUGGGAGGUGAUAGAGGGCUACAAGAAUCCCCCACCCUUGUCAUGGCAUUUCUUUGGGGCAUUAAAACUGGAGAAAAAGCCUCUCAGAUAUGAGGAGCAGCACAGGUUGCUGUUAUUUCACACGCACUCCCUCCGUCAGCCCCUCGCUCAUUUCCUGGACCCACCUUCUCUACCCCCAGAGGACCUCGAACCAGUGCCUGAGAAAAUUGAGGAGAAACCCAAAGAGGCCAAUGAGAAUCCACAACAGGAUAUGAGCAGGAAAAAGAAACCCAAAAAGAAAACGAACCGAACCAACAGUGGCAGCGGUCAGGGCCCAUACAAUAUCCAGCCUCCUGUUCGCCAGUAUCAGCCCUCAACAAACUGGUAUCCCACGCAGACGCAGCAACACCCACAGUUCUAUGGCAACCAGCCCAUGCCAGCAGGUCCAAGGUUUGAGGCCCCUCCUUACAGCAUGCAGGGUAUGACUCCCUCAAAAAUGGCCAUUCAGCAAAUGAUCAGAACUCGUCACCCUGGCAACAUGCAUCAGUGGGCAAACACUAAUCAACCCUCCAUGCAGACCUUGCAGCUUUUGCAGAAACAACAGAGCCACCGCAUGGUCAGGCAACAGAUCAGGCAAACCUUUCAAAACCAUAACCGUGGUGUUACACCUGAUGGUAGUCAGGCGAUGUUCUCAGGCGGCAUGCAUUCAAUGAAUCAGAAUCAGGUUGGGAUGACUCAGAACUAUGCUCCAUCUUACAACAUUCCACAACAGUCCACUAGUAUGGACCCAGGAAUGAUGUCCCAGGGGACUUAUAACCAGUCCUACAACGGGGGACAAGCGACAGGCAUGAUGCCCCAGGCAGGGUUUAUACCUCAACAGCAACCAACACAGCAACACUUCAGUCAGCCAUCCUCUCGAAUGAUGGUUCCAAGUCAGAUGCAGACGCCACAAAGUACAAUGGGGACCGGGAACGCUAGUUACAAUCAGAUGGGGCCAUCAGCCAUUCCUCAGAGCACUUACUUGCAGAACAUGCCAUCAAACCCCCAACAACUGCAACAGCUAAGACAACAACAACAACAACAGAGACUUAUGGCCAUGAAAAGACAGUCCAUGAGCAACCCUGGUCAGCAGCCACAAAGUGCUGCUCUCAUGGCUCAAAUUCAGCAACAAAUUGGACCGAAUCAGUACGGGAACUAUAAUAAUCAGCAACGAUUUUAAUUUGUUAAAAGCAGGGACUCAUGCAUGGUUUCCUAUUGAGGUUGAGAUAUUACGGCCAGUACUACAAUAUGCCACUGUAAAUAUUGAGGUUGGGAUGGGAAUUGCUCUGUUUAUACGCAUUACGUAACAAUGGCUCUGGUACAGAGAUCUUAUAAUACAGCCUGUACAUUGUGCAGUUUGUGGACAGAUCCAGAAAUGUGUGCUUUUUUGGAAGAGAUGGUGACAAAUUAACAAAAAAGAGCUGGUGUCAAUAUUUUAGUAGGACAAUGUUCAAAAUUCAGUUUUUGUACAGGAAAUUGAACAAAAGUAGUAUGUUGAUAACAAUUAGUACAUAAUAAUUUUAUGCCUCCAGAAUCCAAGAUACAAGGGGGGGGGGGGGGGGGGGGGGGGGGGCACCUGUGUUUCACAUCCACAUUUUGUUAGUGAUAUAGAACUAUUACAGAAUCUCCUUGUUAUAUGUUGUAAAAUGUGUUUUGUGUAAUUAAAUUGGCCUGGGAUGUCUCUGUAUUUUAUACAUUUAUUCUUGGAAUCAAUUGCAAUUAUCAUCAGCUUCGAUCUGUAUUUUGACCAGUGUUUCUUUUUAAAGAAUGCAUGUUGUCACAGAAAAUCUGCUGUUCUUAGAUAAUGUGUGUAAAGUGAAGUGAAUUCAUUGUGUUUAAAGAUGGAAUCUUACUUUUUAUUUCAUUUAGAUGUAUGUCAUUAAAAUUCAGGGUUAAAUUCUU
Molecule: messenger RNA, 6988 nt
Organism: Ostrea edulis (European flat oyster)
Lineage: Eukaryota; Metazoa; Mollusca; Bivalvia; Ostreida; Ostreidae
Product: mediator of RNA polymerase II transcription subunit 12-like protein
Exons: 42
Coding region: 42-6266 (2074 amino acids)
Biological process (GO): regulation of transcription by RNA polymerase II
Cellular component (GO): mediator complex
Molecular function (GO): transcription coactivator activity
Source: RefSeq, a predicted model, not a curated record